Messenger RNA from Pectinophora gossypiella (pink bollworm), 3914 nucleotides. It is a transcript of the gene Ctr9, whose product is annotated as RNA polymerase-associated protein CTR9 homolog. Gene Ontology annotation, biological process: regulation of DNA-templated transcription. The record is from RefSeq and is a predicted model, not a curated record. The transcript is spliced from 19 exons. Gene Ontology annotation, cellular component: Cdc73/Paf1 complex. NCBI's taxonomy places the organism in Eukaryota, Metazoa, Arthropoda, Insecta, Lepidoptera, Gelechiidae. Gene Ontology annotation, molecular function: RNA polymerase II complex binding. The coding region runs from base 126 to 3734 and encodes 1202 amino acids.
GACAACUAGUGCUAGAUGGUGUGUGUAGUUGCGCGUCGGCUUGACUUGUUGUUUUUCUUGAGUUAUUUUAUGUAAUAUGUUUUUAUUUGUGACUUAGAAGCCAGGGAGUGAUAAAAGGAAUUAAAAUGUCGCUCGAAAUUCCUUUGAUGAGCACCGAUGAGGUGAUUGAGCUGGAUCCGGAGCAAUUACCCUCUGGAGAUGAAGUGCUCAGUAUAUUACAGCAAGAACGAUCCCAACUCAAUGUUUGGAUCAAUGUCGCCCUUGCGUAUUAUAAACAAAAAAAGAUCGAUGACUUCCUCAAGAUACUGGAGGCGUCCCGUGUGGACGCGAAUAUCGACUACAGGGACUUCGAGAGAGAUCAGAUGCGAGCCCUGGACAUGUUGGCUGCUUACUAUGUCCAGGAAGCCAAUAAAGAGAAGUUGAAAGACAAGAAGAAGGAGUUGUUCACAAAAGCCACACUCCUUUACACUAUGGCUGAUAAAAUCAUCAUGUAUGAUCAAAACCAUCUCCUUGGCCGAGCUUACUUCUGCCUCCUCGAAGGUGAUAAGAUGGAACAGGCAGAUGCACAGUUCAAUUUCGUACUCAACCAGUCCCCGAACAAUGUGCCAUCAUUAUUGGGUAAAGCGUGCAUUGCCUUCAACCGGAAGGACUACAGAGGAGCCCUAGCUUUCUAUAAGAAGGCCCUACGUACCAACCCUGAUAGUCCUGCAGCUUUAAGAUUGGGAAUGGGACAUUGUUUUAUGAAAUUGAAUAACCAAGAGAAAGCUAGGAUGGCGUUUGAAAGAGCAUUACAACUGGACCCACAAUGUGUGGGCGCUCUAGUCGGUCUGUCAAUCUUGAAGCUAAAUCUACAGGAGAACGAGUCAAAUAAAAUGGCCGUGAUAAUGUUGUCAAAAGCCUACGCUAUUGAUCCCAAAAACCCAAUGGUUUUGAACCACUUGGCUAAUCAUUUCUUCUUCAAAAAGGACUACAGUAAAGUCCAGCAUUUAGCCUUACAUGCGUUUCACAACACUGAGAAUGAGGCAAUGCGGGCUGAGAGCUGUCACCACUUGGCGAGAGCAUUCCACGCACAAGGGGACUGCGACCAAGCCUUCCAGUAUUACUACCAAGCCACACAAUUUGCUCCGGCCAACUUUGUGCUACCACAUUACGGAUUAGGACAGAUGUAUAUCUACAGAGGUGAUACUGAGAAUGCGGCGCAAUGCUUCGAGAAAGUUCUAAAGGCACAGCCGGGCAACUACGAAACGAUGAAGAUAUUAGGAUCUCUAUAUGCCAACUCUCCUUCACAAUCCAAACGUGAUAUAGCGCGGCAGCACUUGAAGAAAGUCACUGAACAGUUCCCAGAUGACGUCGAGGCGUGGAUCGAGUUGGCGCAGAUUUUGGAACAGAAUGACUUACAGGGAUCACUAAACGCAUACAGCACAGCUAUGAAGAUCCUUAAAGAGAAAGUAAACGCAGAUAUUCCCGCGGAAAUCUUAAACAAUGUGGCUGCCUUGCACUAUAGACUAGGAAACCUUAACGAGGCAAAGACAUAUCUGGAAGAAGCAUUGGAAAGAGAAAAGGCAGAUGCGGAAACACUAGACGCCCAAUACUACAACUCCAUAGCCGUCACCACUAUGUACAACUUAGCUCGGCUGAACGAAGCUCUAUGUAUCUACAACAAAGCCGAGAAACUUUACAAGGACAUCUUGAAAGAACAUCCUAAUUACAUCGAUUGCUAUCUGAGGUUAGGCUGUAUGGCGCGGGACAAGGGUCAGAUCUACGAGGCGUCAGAUUGGUUCAAGGAGGCCCUGAAAGUGAACACAGAGCACCCUGACACGUGGUCGUUGCUAGGCAACCUGCAUCUCGCCCAGCAGGAGUGGGGGCCUGGGCAGAAGAAGUUCGAGCGGAUACUGCAGAACUCUUCUACUUCCAACGACGCUUACUCGCUUAUUGCUCUUGGUAACGUGUGGCUACAAACCCUGCACCAGCCGUGUCGCGAGAAGGACAGAGAGAAGCGUCACCAGGAGCGGGCACUCGCCAUGUACAAGCAAGUGCUCAAGAACGACCCCAAGAACAUAUGGGCGGCUAACGGCAUAGGCUGCGUGUUGGCGCAUAAGGGUUGCGUGAACGAAGCCCGCGACAUCUUCGCUCAAGUGCGCGAGGCUACGGCGGACUUCCCCGACGUGUGGAUGAACAUAGCGCACAUCUACGUCGAGCAGAAACAGUACAUUAACGCUAUACAGAUGUACGAGAACUGCGUGCGCAAGUUCCGCAUGCACCACGACGUGGAGUGGCUGACGUGGCUGGCGCGCGCGCACGGGCUGGCGGCGCGGCCACAGGCGGCGCGCGGGGCGCUGCUGCGCGCGCGCCGCGUGGCGCCGCACGACGCCGCGCUGCUCUACAACACGGCGCUCACGCUGCGCCGCCUGGCCGCGCACGUGCUCAAGGACGAGCGCUCCUCGCUCGACGUCGUGCUGCGCGCCGUGCACGAGCUGCAAGUCUCACACAAAUACUUCCAACGCCUAGCGUCAGCAGAAGGCGGGGAGGGGGCCGAGCGGGCCCGCUACGAGCCCACGGCCGCCGGCGCCGAGGCCAGGCAAUGCGCCGACCUGCUCUCACAAGCGCAGUGGCACGUGGCUAGAGCGAGACGACAACACGACGAAGAGGUCACGCUCAGAGACAGACAGAGAGAACAGAGGGAAGCAUUCAGGAAGCAACAGGAAGACGAACGCCGCCGUCGCGAGGAGGAACAACAGAAGUCCACAGUGGAAAUGUUACAGAAGCGACAGGAAUACAAAGAGAAGACAAAGAACGCUCUACUGUUCGCCGACAUGCCGCUCGAACAGAAAUCUAAGGGCCGCGGGCGGCGCCGCGACGAGUAUGUCUCGGACUCCGGUAGUGGCAGCGACCGCCCGAGGGAAGAAGGACGAGAGCCAAAGAAGCGUAAAGGCGAGCGCAAAGGGCGUUCCAAGAAGCGCCGCGACCGGCGCUCCGGUAGCGACAGCGACGCGCCGCCCAGCAAGCGAGGCAAGAAGAGGGGUGAAAAAGGCAUCGGCCGCCGUGAAAAAGCGAAAGCGAAGGCCGCAGAAGAGAAGCUCAGUGCGAAACAACGCGCGAAGAUCGUGUCUAAAGAAACUAUCUCCACGUCCGAGUCGGAUUCUGAAGCCUCGGGGAGGUCCAGGGGCAGAGCUCGGUCGGGAAGCAGCAGGAGCGGCAGUAGAAGUGGGAGUGGCAGCAGGAGCCCGCCGCGGAACAAGCCACGCAAGAGGAUCAUGUCCGCUUCUGACAGUGACAGGUCAAAAUCCCGAAGUCGGUCCCGCUCAGGCUCAAGAGGUCGUAAAAGCCGGUCGAAGUCUCGAUCCAGGUCGAAGAGUGGAUCCAGAUCCAGAGCCGGAUCCCGAUCUAAAAGCAGAUCCAAAUCGAGGUCGAAAAGCCGAUCCAAGUCGCGAUCCAAAAGCCGAUCUAAGUCGCGAUCCAAAAGCAGAUCUAAGUCGAGGUCAGGAAAGAGCCGAUCAAGGUCUAAAAGCCGAUCCAGAUCCAAGAGCAGGUCUAAAUCGCGAUCCAGGUCUAAAAGCAAGUCCCGUUCCAAGUCGAGGUCCCGAUCGAAGAGCGUAUCCAGGUCUCGGUCUAGGUCUAAGAGCGGUUCUCGCAGUGGUUCCGGCUCUAGGUCCGGUUCCGGAUCCAGACACGGGUCGCGACCCGAGACACCUGUUUCUAGAAAGUCUGUCUCGGCUAGUGAGGACGAAGCUUAGGCUAACUUGUAAAUAUUAAACAUAUUACAUGAGAGGAAUUCUCUUAGGUUUUUGAAGCUCUGAAAUUGACAGUUUAAUACUUUGAAUUUAUGUAUUGUAAUAUAUAAUGGGUAUUUUGUACCAUCACCCAUAUGCAAAAGUCCUGUAAUUGUAUCUGUUUAAGGUGAUGUGUUUCAGUCA